GAACUUCCAUGUCCUCUCCAGGCCCAGGUGCGCCACUCUCCCCAGAUCUCUGUGUGUUCACCAACCCAGAAGCUCCUUGGUUAUCACACUUUCAAAGAUUACAUGGUUACUUUCUCUUUGAGACCCUUUCAGUUUUUCAACUAGUUUAUGUUCUUGAUCUGAAUUAAGGCCAGUAUAGUAGUUCCCCCAUCCUUUUAUUUUUUUAGAUUAUUUAUUUACUUAUUUAAUUUAUUUUUGACUGCAUCAGGUCUUAGUUGAGGCAUGCAGGAUCUUCGUUGAGGCAUGCAGGAUUUUUCGUUGCGGUGCGUGGGCUUCUCUCUAGUUGUGGCGUGCAGGUUUUCUCUUCUAUAGUUGUGAUGUGCAAGCUCCAGGGCACGUGGGCUCUGUACUUGCGGCGCGGGUUCCAGAGUGCGUGGGCUCUGUAGUUUGCGGCAUGCAGGCUCUCUAGUUGAGGCGUGCGAGCUCAGUAGUUGUGGUGCGCAGGCUUUAGUUGCCCUGCGGCAUAUGGGAUCUUAGUUCCCUGACCAGGGAUCGAACCCACUUCCCCCUCAUUGUAAGACAGAUUUUUUACCACUGGACCACCAGGGAAGUCCCCCCUCAUCCUUUUAGAAUGAAACUGUCAGCAAGAUUUUAUUAGAUUUUCAGUCCCUACCCCCUUUUAAGAUAAAUUUGAUAUCCAACUAAUGAUGAGGUACCUGAAGUUUCCUAUCUCUAACAUCAUCAUUACCAGGCCAAUUUGGGGAUCUUAACCAAGAAACUAAUCUAUAUUCUCCAUUAUCGAGCAGGCUGAAGUGUACUCCAGCAGCUGUAUCAUGUCCAUUACUCUCUUUUAUCCUCAUUCAGAAAUUCUUUAGUGUGGUUUAUAGAUUUCUACUGGGAAUAUCAUUUUGAGACACACUGCCGUCCCACUUCCCCCUUUAAGAUUUGAAUGAGAUUUGCCCAUCAUUGGCAUACGGCAUUCACAAAUUCAUUAAACUCAGAUUUUUGUGGAUAGGGACCAUGUCUUAUUUAUUUCAUAAAAGUCAUGAACUUUAACUGAUUUUGGAUAUCUCUAUUAUAGAUGUCUUUUUAAAAAAAAUAAUAAACUUCCUUUAUUCCUUUGCUUUUUCUCUUUCCUUCAGUCCUUUUUAUUUUAUCUUAUUUAUUUAUUUUUUGGCUGUGCUGUGUGGCUUGCAGGAUCUUAGUUCCCCAACCAGGGAUCGAACCCGUCUGUGCCCCCUGCAAUGGAAGUGCAGAGACCUAACCACUGGACCACCAGGGAAUUCCCUAGAUGUCUUCAGUUAAGAUAUUGGCAACUUAAUUUUCAGAUAUUUUCUUUUGUGGCUUAAUAGUUACCUCUCCCAUUGCUUUUCUUAUGUCAUUCCUGAUGUUCUUUCCCAGUUUUAUCUAGGAAUUUUUCUCUCUUUAUUUUCAAUUUUAAGCUCUCAUAAUCAGAUUGGCAAGUAUUCAGACAAACAUGUUCUUCCUACUCCCUGUCAACAACACUCUUUUAGCAGGCUGAGAGCCCAUCAUCAUUCGUAUAUUUACUCAUCAGUAUGGAGCCAUAUGCUGUGCUUGGUGCUGAGUAUGCAUUUGUGAGCAUGGAAGACUUGGCCCUUGCACCUCUCUAAACUUAUAGGCUAAUGGGAGCAGGUAGACAAUAACAUAAGCUUUUAUAACACUGUGUGCCUGGGUGGAAGACAGUAAAAACUUCCGGAUGAAGAAGUGGGAUUUAGACUGAUCUAAAGGGCGAAUAGGAGUAAGCCAGGGUUGGGAGGAAGGGAAGGAGAAGAAUGUUCCAGCAGGAUCUGGAAGGUCAACUCCAAUUUAUUGACAGUCAUAAACAUUCCUCCUUUCUUUCUGAAGUCUCAGCCAUCAAUUGGAAGCAGAGAGAAAAAUUGUAACUAAAGGCCUCCCCCACCCCUAGGUUCUCCAAAUCCUUUAGAUUUUUUUUCCCUAGAAAGACUUUCCAGGGUUCUUCUGGUUGUGUGGUUCACCCCCUUAUUAACCAGCUGGAAUGGGUAGCAGCUGGCAAGCUGCCUUUGGGUUCUUCCUUAUAGGGAGUGACCAAUUAUGCACCCUCCCCCCGCCACUCCCCCCAACCCCUGUCUCCUUCUGGGAAGCUGGAUGACUUUGCACUUGCUGAUGGUGAGGAGCUUCCUGUUUAUUCUCCAGAUUUCUGUUUUUUUCUAUGUUUCUAUUCUGUGUUAUAUUCUUCUGCCCCUCAGCCUCUUGACAUGAAUUUUCUCCUGUGACAAUUUAGAAAUGUUUACUUCCUUAUUUUCUUGUUGAAUUAUUUCCUCCAUUGUCUCUGGGAGUUCUUCAUCCUCUUUGAUAACCUUUGUCUGGAGAGUGGUAUUUAAGCCUGAGAAUAGAGAUGCCAGCUUAUGUUUAGUAAACAUGCUGUUGGCAAAAAACCUCCAGCAGGAAAGCGAGUGUGGCACAAUUGCCCCACUGCAAGGGCCUUGGAGCAUCCCCUGUUUAGUGCUAAAGCUCCUAAAAGCAGCUAUAAUCCUUUACCCCUUUGUAGAGCUCCCUAACUCAUUAUCUUUGGUCUUGAUAGGAAGACUAUAGAGUAUCAACAAACUCAUCAUUUGGUGGCAUAGUUUAAAGUACCCCGCCACCCCCGUCACGUGGCUUGUGGGAUCUUAGUUCCCCGACCAGGGAUUGAACCUGGGCCCCAGCAGUGAAAGCACUGAGUCCUAACCACUGGACUGCCAAGGAAUUCCCUAAAGUACUUUUUUAAACAUUAUGUUCAGAUGUCCUUAUUAGAUAUAUAUUUUAGUUAAAGACUAUAUAAAAUUGGUACAUUUUAUUUUGGGGGUGGAUAAUAUAGUCACAUGAUUUAAACUUAAAAAGGUACAGAGGAGAAUUUGGUAAAUAUUCUCCUUCUUGCCAUGUCUCUCAGCCACCUAGUUCUCUGAGGCAACCAACGUUACCAGUUUCUUGUAUAUCCUUCCAGAGUAAUUUUGUGCAUAGACAAAGACACGACUUAGUAUAUAUGUCAUAAUAUAUAUGUCAGAUAACAUAUCUGCUGAUGAGAUGAAUGAUGUGUAUCCUGUAUUUCUCAAGGCCACUUAGUGAGUGGGAAGACUGGAAUUUGAAAAGUUUUGAAUUCAAACCUCAAAACCUCAGCUAUGCCAUUUAUUAGUUGAGUGACCUUGGGCAGUUUGCUUAGACUCCGUAUGCUUUGAUUUCUUUAUGUGGUUAAUAAUACUCAGUGUGCCAAGGCUGUUGAGUAUGAUGUAUGUACAGUUCUUCCUCUGGUGCAUGUCAAAAUGCUUCACAAAUGGUUGCUACCUUUGCUGUUUCUUGCUGGACCACACUAUUUGGCCUGUGUGAACUGGGAGGGGCAAAGUCUUGCUCUAAAAAAUGAAUGGAUUGAAUUGCCUUUACUGUAAUAUGUGAUCAAUGCUCUCUACUUAUGAAGGGAACCAUGAGCCAAGGAAGAUAGAAAUAGCACUUUGAAAAGAAUAGAACAUUUUUUGCUCCCCAGGUAUUGGAGAACAGCUAUUCCUGGUCUGGGGUCUUCACACUUGGCUGGUGGAGUGCUGAUAAACCCUAGGACUUCACUUCCCCUGGUAGGAAGUUAUUAACACUGAGGAGCUUUUCAUGUUUAAUGGCUGAAUUAGCUCUGGCCCUUCAGUAUUGCUUGAAGCUUUGGACUAUUAUGGGAAGCUUCACUUGGUCAGUCCUGUUCUGGGUUUCCUGCUAUUCAGUUCCCAUUGUUGUGUUAAUCCUUUAAUAGCAGUUAGCUUUCAUUCUUUUUGGUUCUUGCACAAUGCUUGAUGUAAUAGAUGGAAGAGUCUCGAAUUUCAGAACCAGUCCCAUGUGGUUUCAUCAGGAGGAUGGUGUUAAGCCUUCCUUCAUGGUUAUCUGGACUCAGCAUUCUUUUAAAAAUUAUUAUUUAUUCUUUUUUAUUUUUGGCUGCAUUGGGUUUUCCUUGCUGCGCGUGGGCUAUUCUCUGGUUGUAGCUGGUGGAGGCAACUCUUCCUUGAGGUGCAACUCUUCCUUGAGGGCUUCUCAUUGCGGCGGCUUCUCUUGUUGUGGAGCACAGGCUCUAGGCGUGCGGGCUUCAGUAGUUGUGGCACGUGGGCUCAGUAGUUGUGGUUUGUAGGCUCUAGAGCACAGGCUCAGUAGUUGUGGCGCAUGGGCCCAGUUGUUCCACAGUAAGUGGGAUCUUCCCGGACUAGGGAUUGAACCUGUGUCCCCUGCAUUGGCAGGCGGAUUCUUAACCACUGCGCCACCAGGGAAGGUCCCUAGUUUGCUCAUUUUUAAACAAAAUCAUAAUGGGUGUUGAAUUUUAUUCAGUGCAUUUUCAGCAUCUGUUGAGACGGUUAUAUACGUUUUCUUCUUUAGUAUCUGGUAAUAUAGAAAAUUGUGUUGGUAGAUGUCCCUAGGUUAAACUUUUCUUUUCAUUCCUAGGAUAAGCCCUCUUUGGUUAUGAUGUAUUUGUCCUCUGUUAAACUACUCUUUCUACAACAUCAGAGUUAUCUGGACCAUGAAGGUUUAAUAGAAUAUGGCAUAAAAACCAUCUGAGCCUGUAGGUAUUUUUUGUGUGUGUGUGUAGGGGAUAUUUGACAACUCUUGUUUUUUCAUUCACAUUUCUUUGAUGCUCAGUGGUCACUAGUACUGCUAAAAGUGAAUCUUAAAAGUUCCUUGGUUUUUCCUCCUCUGCCCUCUAAAUGUUAAUGUUCUUUAGAGUUCUGUUGUUCAUUAUUCAUUCAUACAUAUUUAUUAGAUAUUAUUAGAGAUAUUUAUUAAUGCCAGGCACAGUGCUAGGAACUUCCCUCCCUGCUGCUAGAUUUUUUCCUUCUAGUCUGGCUUCCCCACUGCUGGCAGAGUCAUUUUUAGCUGGGAGAGGAAGACUAAAUGUAUUUCAUACCUUCUCUUAAAAAUCUCUGUUAAGGGACUUCCCUGGUGGUGCAGUGGUUAAGAAUCUGCCUGCCAGUGCAGGGGACAUGGGUUUGAACCCUGGUCCGGGAAAAUCCCACAUGCCGCGAAGCAUCUAAGCCCGUGUGCCACAACUACUGAGCCCCCGCGCUGCACUACUGAAGCCUACGUGCCUAGAGCCUGUGCUCCGCAACAAAGGGAUGCCACCGCAAUGAGAAGACCCUGUACCACAACGAAGAGUAGCCCCUGCUCGUUGCAACUAGAGAAAGCCCGUGUGCAGAAACGAAGACCCAACACAGCCAGAAAAAAAAAAAGUCUCUGUUGAGUCCUUCAUGUGUAUAGGAUCAUGGGCCUUUCCUGUGUGGCUCAGCCUCCAUGUCAGCUCAUAUCCCACCAUUCUCUGUCAUAUACACUGGACACACUGGCUACACUGUAUCCCCCAGUAAUCCCUGUUCUUUCAUGACUCUGCCUUUACACAUUUUGUUUUCUCUAAAGAGAAUUCUUGUCUCUUCCUGGCAAAUUUCUAUUCAUCCUUCAAGGCACUCUUUUAAAAAGAUUUGUUGUUGGCCAGAACAUGCUGAGCGGAGUGUGCGGCCGGCUCGCCUCAGCGCUGUGGGGGACACGUACACAGCCGUCCGCGGUCGCCCAGAGGUAUCUGCACAUGUUGUCCACAGACAAGAGCGAGAGGACAAGGAAACCUCCCCGCGCCUUCGACCCAGCGCUGCUGGAGUUCCUGGUGUGCCCGCUCUCCAAGAAGCUGCUCAGAUAUGAAGCAUCGACAAAUGAAUUGAUUAACGAAGAGUUAGGAAUAGCCUAUCCAAUUAUUGAUGGGAUUCCUAAUAUGAUACCACAGGCAGCCAGGAUGACACAUCAAAAUAAGAAGCAAGAAGAAAUGGAGCAGCAUUAGAUCAUACUUAAAAAUAACAACACACACAACUAAAUUUUCUAAAUACCAUCCACCUUUUAAAAAGUCAGAGUGACGGGUAAUAAGUGGAGGAAAAGAAUGUUUCUGUCUCUUCCUACGUUGACUGUCCUUAUUCCAUUGGUCUCUUUAGCAGGACUGUUAUACUCGUCCUCUGUGGAAGAAAACUUCCCACAGGGCUGCACUAGCACAACCAGCCUGUGCUUUUACAGUCUGCUCUUGCCGAUUACCAUACCCGUUUAUGUGUUCUUCCACCUUUGGACUUGGAUGGGUAUUAAACUCUUCAGGCAUAAUUAAUACAACCAGAGCCAAGAUGGUAUAGCCUAAUGAUAUGCUGAGUGUCUGUCUCUGAAAGCUCAACUACAUGGAAAUACUGGAAACCCACGUAAUUUGCAAGAAAGAUGCUUUGCCUCGCUUCUGUCAGAGGUUUAGGACUAUAGGAGGCUUAAGCUGCAGAGGCUUCUUUAUUGUACUUUGGUCUUCCCUUGUUUUUUGAAGGUUCUCAUUUAUACCUGGGGUAUCAGAAGAAACAUUUCAACAAAGUGUCUUGUUGGAAGUUAAUAGCCCCAGACAUCAUCUGAUGGCUUUAUUUCUUAUCCCAUUCAUAAUUAAAAGUUACUAAUUUGAAAUUUUAUAUGUUUAUUUUACAUUCAAAGUCUGGUAAAGUCACAUGUUAAGGAUGACUGAAGUAAUUCUAGAGGAGCUCUGUUGGAGUAGUUGUAGAGAAAUGCAUUUGAACUAAUGUGGUAUAAAACUGUAAUAAAAUGGAAAUUUCAUGUAUUUGCCAAAAAAAAAAGAUUUGUUUUUAAUUCUCGUAGAGAGUUUGAAUCCCAUAGUACUCUGUUCAUAGAUCUGUCUUAGAACUUAUCAAAUUAUAUGAUGCUGAUCCAUUUAUACAUGUCUCCAUGUUUAAAUGACUGUAACCUGCUCAGAAUGGGUCUUUCUCUCUCUAAAUUAUGUCUCCUCAACAGCUACUGUACUGCUUAGCAUAGAGUAGGCUCUCAGCAAAUACUUGUGAAUGCUUGACUGACUACAUGAGUGGUUGCCUGAAAGAGCUCUGCUGUGCUCUUGCCUUGAAGGGGGAUACUACUGCUACUAGUCAUGGAAGGUUGCCAGAGAGGAAACAAGUCUCUGCACUAAAACAAUGUCUGCUUGAAUAGUCCCUCUUUCUUCUUCCCUUCCCCCAAGAUGCGUGUGUGUGUGUGUGUGAGGGGGGGUGUGUGGUUGUGGGGACAUAAACUUAGAAAAGUAUAUAUCUAUUAGUAUUUUUCUGUUGACUUUAACUUUUAAAUUAUUAUUUUUUAAAAUUUAUUUAUUUAUUUAUUUUUGGCUGUGUUGGGUCUUCGUUGCUGCGCGCGGGCUUUCUGUAGUUGCGGCAAGCGGGGGCUACUCUUCAUUGCGAUGCGUGGGCUUCUCAUUGCAGUGGCUUCUCUUGUUGCGGAGCACGGGCUCUAGGCGCACAGGCUUCAGUAGUUGUGGCUCGUGGGCUCUAGAGCGCAGGCUCAGUAGUUGUGGCGCGUUGGCUUAGUUGCUCUGCGGCAUGUGGGAUCUUCCCAGACCAGGGCUCGAACCUGUGUUCCCUGCACUGGCAGGCGGAUUCUUAACCACUGCGCCACCAGGGAAGUCCACUUUUAAAUGAUUAAAACAUGAAAACAGCUGUAGGGUGAUGGGAUUUUUGGUUGACCUUUUCCUUUUUUUUUUUAAUUAAACAAACAUUUUUAAAUAUAGUAAUAAGUCAAUAAGGGAACUGAACCAGAUUCAGGAUUGAAAUAAUGCAGUCUUUUUUAAAAAAACAUUUAUUUAUUUAUUUGGCUGCGUCGGGUCUUAGUUGCAGCAUGUGGGAUCUUCAUUGCAGCAUGCAGGAUGUUUCGUUGUGACACAUGGGCUUCUCUCUAGUUGUGGCGUGUGGGCUCAGUACUUGCAGUGCAUGGGCUUAGUUGCCCCAAGGCAUGUGGGAUCUUAGUUCCCCGACCAGAGAUCGAACCCACAUCCCCUGCAUGGGAAGGCGGAUUCUUAAUCACUGGACCACCAGGGAAGUCCUGAAAUAAUGCAGUCUUCCAUGAAGAUAUCAAAGCCAUAUUUUUCACCACAACCUCCAACAUUUCACGUAGGUUAAGGAUGUCCCUCAAGCAUCUCUAAGCCCUCCGUCCCCCAGCUUCUAACUCAUGGCGUUCUGCAUGGUGACCUGUGCAGGACCACCAAUGUUUAUACACAGUGGACCACCUUAGACUCUCAGGAGGCCUGGCCCAGCCUGCAGAGACUGACGGCAGCCCACCCUCAGCCGUUCAGUCCUAGAGGCACCCGCUGGCUGACCGCUUCCUUUUUUUUUUUUUUUUUUUUU
Molecule: messenger RNA, 8135 nt
Organism: Orcinus orca (killer whale)
Lineage: Eukaryota; Metazoa; Chordata; Mammalia; Artiodactyla; Delphinidae
Product: protein preY, mitochondrial-like
Exons: 1
Coding region: 5447-5779 (110 amino acids)
Source: RefSeq, a predicted model, not a curated record